This is a messenger RNA of Cygnus atratus (black swan), 3486 nucleotides long. It is a transcript of the gene STYXL2, whose product is annotated as serine/threonine/tyrosine interacting like 2. NCBI's taxonomy places the organism in Eukaryota, Metazoa, Chordata, Aves, Anseriformes, Anatidae. The coding region runs from base 1 to 3486 and encodes 1161 amino acids. Gene Ontology annotation, biological process: negative regulation of MAPK cascade; protein dephosphorylation. The transcript is spliced from 5 exons. The record is from RefSeq and is a predicted model, not a curated record. Gene Ontology annotation, cellular component: cytoplasm. Gene Ontology annotation, molecular function: MAP kinase phosphatase activity; protein tyrosine/serine/threonine phosphatase activity.
AUGGCCAGCAGCAGAGACUCGGACAGUGAGCAGGUGGUGCCUGAUGAGGAGGAGGAGGGCCCGGACGUGAAGGCGGUGCAGGCUCACUAUCUCCGCAGCCCCUCGCCCAGCCGGUAUUCAAUAAUAUCGGACACUGAUACAGAGAGCAUCUUCAUGGAUCCUAUCCAUCUGUCAUCUGCUGUGGCUGCCAAACAAAUAAUCAAUGAAGAACUGAAGACAAAGGACAUCAAGGUAGAUGCAGUGUGUCCCAGGAUGUUAGAGUCUGCACAGCAGUUGAUGGUGGAAGACCUGUACAACCGAGUUAAGGAAAAGAUUGAUGACACCAGCUUGUUUAACACACCAUGUGUGAUGGACUUGCAGAGGGCACUUGUGAAGGACAGGCUGGAGACCCCCAGAGACGCUGUGGAUGAAGUCUGGCCUAAUGUCUUCAUAGCAGAAAAAAGUGUCGCAGUGAACAAAAGCCGUUUGAAGAGACUGGGGAUCACACAUGUCUUGAAUGCAGCUCAUGGUACAGGUGUAUACACAGGACCAGGCUUCUACAAUGGUCUGAAUAUCCAAUACAUGGGCAUUGAAGUGGAUGAUUUUCCAGAUAUGGAUAUCUCCAAACACUUCCGUCCAGCUGCAGAGUUCCUGGAUGAAGCACUGCUGACUUACAGGGGAAAAAUCCUUGUCAGCAGUGAAAUGGGAAUCAGUCGCUCAGCUGUGCUGGUGGCUGCUUACCUGAUGAUCUACCACCAUAUGACCAUUCUGGAAGCUCUGAUGACUCUGAGAAAGAAGCGUGCCAUUUACCCCAACGAUGGCUUUCUCAAACAGCUAAGGGAGCUCAAUGAGCAGUUGUUGGAAGAACGAGAGUUGGAUCAUACAGGAGAUGAAGAUGUCACUCCUAGUCAAAGUCCUGUUGCCCACGCAGGGACGUCUUCCCGGCUGUCUGGAGUUGGGGACUCAGAAAGCGUAAUAGGAGCCAAAGCCCACUCCAUCACAGUAGAAGAAGAGGACACCAGCAGCAUGCUAGGUAGUCUUAGGAGCUCUUCAUCAGUGGGAAAAACCAGCUGGGCUUCGAAACACUCCACCUUCAUCAGUGAGGAGGAAGAGGAACAGUUGUAUGAGGAAUGGAGGAAGAAAGAAGGCCUGUCUGUAAAGGAAUCAACAAUUAACCAUGGAAGAAGAACAUCUCCAAUGCUUCUGGCUCAGGAAGAGGAACAAUCUGAGGAGGAUGUAGAACAGCGAAUCCACGACUGGCAGUGCAGAAAUGAGAAAUACCAAAUGGGGAGUCCACCCAGGGAGGAGGAUGGAGAUUCCAGAAUGGGAGGAAGACCUUCCCCAUCAGGUGAAUUUAGUGAUGUUGAGAGUGUGAGCAGUUUUGAGAUCCGAACCCUAAAACAACAGCUAGAAGCCAGUAGCUUUAGCAGGAUGAGGAGGAGCCGCACAGACUCUGUGUCUUCCGAGAGCACCUGGGACAUGUGGAACCAGAGGCUCCUGGAGAUUGAGAAGGAAGCUGCUCAAAGGUAUCAUUCUAAGAAUAAAAAUACUGGGGAGAGGCGAUCCUCAGAAACAGGAAGGGAGGAGAGGGAUGUGGAUGAGGAAAGUGUGUUUUCAGACAGUAGUUCCUUUUAUAAUUUCUGCCAAAAGAACAAAGACAAGUUGACUCCUCUAGAAAGGUGGAAGGUCAAGAGGAUCCAGUUUGGUUUUCACAAGAAGGAUUUAGAAUCAUCCUCAUCUUCUGCACCAUCUCCAGCUGAAGAUGGCAGACAGGCAGAUGGAGAGGAGACUGAAGGAAAGAGUUUGUCAGAUAUUAACCUGAGUGCUUACCAAGCUUGGAAAAUGAAGCGGCAGAAGAAGGUGGGCAGUGAAAGCAAGGAGGAAUUUGUGGAGUUUGCCAAAAGUGAAGAUUCUGCUUCAGCUAAAAAGAAGCAGAGGCGUAUAGAGCUACUUGAACGUUCAAAGAAAAUCUUAGAAGAAAGCCAGUCCAUGUGCAGCUGGGAGACAGACAGUACAAUGAGUGGGAAUAUCCCACUGUCAGCUUUCUGGAGCUCAGCACCUUCUGCAAAUGGUGCUGAGGAUGCAGCUUCUACACUGAGCAUGCAGACAAAUCAUUCAUCUUUAUCCCAGACCAGGAGCAGCACCGGGGCAAUGCAGCCGAGUACACCCCUUCCCAAUCUCCAAGUUGGCCCAGGUGGCACAAUAUCCAUGGCAAGCAUUCAGAACUGGAUUGCUAAUGUGGUCAGUGAAACCAUUGCUCAAAAGCAAAAUGAAAUAAUGAUGCUGUCCCGUCCAUCGUCUGCAAUGGCCUCCAGCAUAAUGUCAGGAGACCUUGGCAGGCGUACAGAUGAUGAUAAGGUUUCCCUUCUCAGUGCUCAGAGUGGCUCAUCUCUUGCUGCCUCUCAGCUCCGCCAGCAGGACAUGCAGAGGGCUGAGUCUCAGUCUGUCCUGUCCUGCAAGUCCUCAGCAAGUACAAGGACAGACGGGACUGGUUCAAACAUGAAGACUACGCAAACAAGCAAACCACUGUACAGCCUCUUUGCUGAUGAUGUUGACCUAAAGAAGAUCAGGAGGAAGGAGAAGGAGAUGCAAAUGGAAAUGAGAGAGAAAAUGUCAGAUUAUCAAAUUGAAAAGGUGGUCAGAGACAAUAAACGCAGCACUUUGUUUAAAAAAAAGGUGACCAAAGGAGAGGAAAAUGAAAUAGAAGAUGACACAGAGAGUACAAGAAAUAGCCACAGGCACCCUUUGCAAGCAGAUCUUGACAGAAAUGAUACAAUCUUUGCUCUGUCCAGUCAAUCUGCAAACACAGGUGCACAAAAAUCAGAACUAGAGACUGAUAUUACAAAGUGGCUCAGUGGCCUGAAAGCAGAGAAAGAAUCAUCAUAUCAUGAUCAAAGUGAGAAGUCUAGAGAGAAAUAUAGCAGGUCAUCCAAAGUUAGAGAGAUGGAUUCUGAAACAUCCAGUUACAGAUCCUCAAGAUCCCAAAAAGAAGAGCUAGACAGCUGUUCCUCCUAUGAGUCAAAAGGAGAUUCACUGAGAACCAUGUCAAGAUUUUCCUCUGCUUCUGCAAAAGAGGACAAAAAGAUGUAUACAUUCACAAGGUCAAGGGUCAGCGAGACAAGUUCUGGAGAAAAGAGCCCAGAGCUGCAUGGUUUCAGCCAAACACCUGAACCCUCCUUUGACUCUGAAUCCCCUGAACCAUCUACACAGAGUCGAGUCAGAUCUCAUCACGUGGAGGCGUGUGAAGAGGAGGCCAGGUCAGACGUGUCAGAAUUUGGAGCUAAGAGAAAGUUCACCCAGAGCUUUUCAAAGUCUGAAGAGGAUGGAAAGAAAGAGGCAAAAGUGGAACUAAGUGAAGAAAGAUUUGCAUCUAGACAGUUCUCUCAGUACAGGAGAAACAUGCGGAAAGAGGAGGAAGAAGAAAUGGAUGAUGAUGCUAUUAUUGCUGCUUGGAGAAGCAGACUAGAAGAAACUACUGCAAAGCUCCGGCGGAGAAAGGAAGAGUGA